AUGGAGAAGGGGAUGCCAGUGAUCGACCUCGCCGGGCUCGAUGGAAAGAGGAGGAAGGAGACCCUGGCCCGGUUCCAGGACGCCUGCGAGAACUGGGGAUUCUUCCAGGUAAAUCGAUCGCCUGUGCAGAAGUCGGUCGCUGCAGAAGCUUCUCCCCCUUCCGGCGAUGUAAAACUAACCCCUUUUCUCCUGCGGCGAGCGGAGCAGGUUGUGAACCACGGCGUAGCCACCGAGCUGGUGGAGAGGACGAAGAGACUGACCCACGAGUACCACGACGCGGUGCUGAAGCCGGCGUUCCAGCAGUCAGAAGUGGUGAAGAAGGUGGAGGCCGGCGAGGGCCGGAUCGGGGACAAAGACUGGGAGACCUGCUUUUUCGUGCAGCACCUCCCGGCCAGCAAUGCCGACAAGGUCCCCAACAUCUCCACCGAGCUAUUGUAAGUCGCCGGAACCCUAACUCGCCGCCGAUUAUGCCGCCUUCCCCUCACCACCCCACUUCCUCCCGCCGGUCGCAGCGAGACCAUCAAGGAGUACGAGCAGGAGGCGGCGAAGCUGGCGGAGAGGCUGCUGGACCUCAUCUGCGAGAACCUCGCUCUGGAGGAGGGCUACAUCAAGAAGGCCUUCGCUGGCGCCAGCGGGCCAUUCAUGGGCACCAAGUUCGCCAAGUACCCGUCCUGCCCCAAGCCGGACCUGAUCACCGGCCUCCGCACCCACACCGACGCCGGCGGCAUCAUCCUCGUCCUCCAGGACGACGUCCCCGGCCUGCAGUUCCUCAAGGGCGGCGACUGGGUCGACGUCGUCCCCGUCCCCGGCGCCAUCUUCAUCAACACCGGCGACCAGCUCGAGGUACACCUCCUCCUUCCUCCUCCUCCCCCCCCUCCUCCUCCUCCUCCUCCUCCUCCCUCUUUCCUUCCGCUUCUUCCUCCCUCCUCUUUCCUCCUCCUUCCUCCUCCUUCCUCCUCCUCCUCCUUCCUCUUCCUCCUCCUCCUUCCUUCUGCUUCCUCCUUCCUCCUCCCUCCUCCUUCUCCUCCUUCCUUCUGCUUCCUCCUUCCUCCUCCUUCCUCCUCCUCCUUUCUCUUCCUCCUCCUCCUCCUCCUUCCUCUUCCUCCUCUUCCUCCUCCUCCUCCUCCUCCUCUUCCUCCUCCUACUCCUCCUUUCUCCUCCUCCUCCUCCCCCUCCUUCAUCCUUCCUCCUCCCUUCCUUUCACCCUCCUUCCUUCUCCAUUAUUCCCUUUCUUCCUCCUUCCUUCUCCUUUCUUUCCUUUCAUCCUCCUCCAUUCUUUCCUUUCAUCCUCCUCCAUUCUUUCCUUUCUUUCUCCUUCCUUCUCCCUUCUUUCCUUUUUCCCUUCCUUUCAUCCUCCUUCCUUCUCCCUUCUUUCCUUUUUCCCUUCCUUUCAUCCUCCUUCCUUCUCCCUUCCUUUCAUCCUUCUUCCUUCUCCCUUCCUUUCAUCCUCCUUCCUUCCUUCCUUCGUCUUCCUUCCUUCUCUGCGGCGACCUUGCCGGAGCUGACAGGUAGCGCCUCCGCCGGCGUGAUGGCAGGUGAUAACGAACGGACGAAUCAAGAGCAUCCCCCACCGCGUGAUCGCUCAAGAGGAGGGUGGGAGGAUCUCCAUCGCCACCUUCUACAACCCGGCGAGCGACGCCGUCAUCGGGCCAGCCCCCAGCCUCCUCUACCCCGUCUUCAAGUUCGAGGAGUACAUGAAGGUCUACGCCGGCACCAAAUUCGCCGACAAGGAGCCCAGGUUCGAGGCCAUGAAGACCCGCCCCGCCGAGCUCGAUGGGCCCCUCAACGGCCUCGUCUAUUGA
Molecule: messenger RNA, 1802 nt
Organism: Spirodela intermedia
Lineage: Eukaryota; Viridiplantae; Streptophyta; Magnoliopsida; Alismatales; Araceae
Source: the annotation of a GenBank genome assembly